AUGGCUGGCGUCGAUAUCAAACAGCGCGUAUUGGAGUACCGCAAGACCUUCGAUGGCAUGACCCCCGGCAUUUUCUGGGGUACCAGGCCUUCCGCCAUCGAAGCCAUCCGUUAUCCCGAGCCCCUUUUGCCUCUCCGUUCCUUCAAGCUCACCUUUGACGCUCCUCCCAAGCCCGGCGUCCCCAAGCAGCUCCUAAUCGACAUCAAAUUCGGCCCCGGCCCGGUGGACGGUGGCGUCUUUGUGAACAGCACCUCUCCGGUCAGGAAUACCUCCACCUUUGACACGGCCGGUCGCUGUCAGGAGGUGGCUCGUGCCAAGAUUCCGGGCCUGGUGCCCCGCGUCAUCCGCGUCGGUGUCGUUGAGCUUGAUGACGGCGAUGUCGAUUACAUUGUGACGGAGCACAUUCCCAACACCGUGACCCUAGACAAGGUUUGGUCGUCCCUCACGCCCGAGACGCAACGCCGGAUCAUGGAUCAGCUCGUCGCCGCGAUGAAGCGUAGUCAUCACGCCGGUGCUGAAGCGCAUCGGCUUUUUAAUCUCGCGGUACACCAUGGAUGCUCGCCCUGCCUGUCACCACGCGUUGACCGCCCAGACGGCAGCUUCUACAUCAGCUUCUCCAACACAGAUAGCGCGAUGCCCGACCAGAAAUUCACAAAGAAGCACAUCCAGCAGCUCGCCAAGCACACCGUGCUCUGUCACAUGGACCUCGAGCCUCGCAACAUCCUCGUCAAGCUCGUCGAACAGCCCGCUCCCGCUGUCGCUUCCGCCCCCGGCAGCAAGCCCCAGAAGGAGCUGCAGCUGGCGGGCAUCGUCUCCUGGCCAAAGGCCACCUUUGCCCCCUUCGCCAUGGAGCGCGGCCUCAAGGACGCGCUGCUGGGCUGCCAGUUCAACCACGACUUCUUCUGGUACAAGCUCUUUGUCUUGCGCACAAAGCACCUGAUCCCAGCCGAGGGAUCCACCCAAGACCGUUUGUUGGCGGCCAUGAUCACCAUCCGGCUCGCCUCGCGGGUGCCCGAUUGCAACCACCCUACGCCGUUACACCAGCAGCAUUUCUACGACAUGGAGAAACUCACCCUGACAGGGGUCUUUCGGGAUGAUUGGUGCAGACAGCCUUGCGCCGAGACCCAUAAGUCGCCGUCGGACGCGGAGUAUCGGGAGAUGGGCAACGGCAUCAUUCGCCAUCUACUCAAUAAACAGUUCCAGACCAUCCCGAGACACAGCUUUGCUAGACACCCUUUCAUUGAGAACAUACUCGGCCUGGAAAGCGAUUCUGACGACGGUUCCGGACCAUGUGCCGAGGACGAAGCUCACUCUGCCGACGGCCUCGAUGGCUGA
Colletotrichum orchidophilum is the source of this 1335-nucleotide messenger RNA. RefSeq lists its product as uncharacterized. The transcript has a single exon. The coding region runs from base 1 to 1335 and encodes 444 amino acids. The record is from RefSeq and is a predicted model, not a curated record. NCBI's taxonomy places the organism in Eukaryota, Fungi, Ascomycota, Sordariomycetes, Glomerellales, Glomerellaceae.